AUGGAAGCUAAUCUCUAUCAAUACCGCAGACUUUUAAUUCAUCGUGGUUUGCAGAAUGAGCAUGCUUUGCUUGGUAUGCGAAUAUGGUCAGGUACUUCACCUUUACCAAGAUACCAAUUUGAUACCAAUACGAUAAAUAUGCUUACUUUCUACACAUUCUUGGAAAAUACCAGUGUUCAUUUCAUAAAAGAUC
Molecule: messenger RNA, 193 nt
Organism: Funneliformis caledonium
Lineage: Eukaryota; Fungi; Glomeromycota; Glomeromycetes; Glomerales; Glomeraceae
Source: the annotation of a GenBank genome assembly